ACUACGUAGCCACUAAAAACCGGGGUUAUGUUGAAUGUUCGAAGCGAUGGUUCAAUUUGCAUCCUAACCCAAACCUAGCCGUCAAAGUCAGUGAUUCCAAUGUUUUGUCGAUGACUUGUAAAAACUCCCGAGGAAACUUAGUGAAACAGUGAAGUUUAAUCAGUGAAAAUGGGUCAAAGCCAGUCAGGCGGCAGUGGAGGUGACAAGAAAGAGGAAAAGGACAAAAAGAAAAAGUAUGAGCCCCCAAUUCCCACCCGUGUGGGCAAGAAGAAGCGCCGCACUAAGGGUCCCGAUACCGCGCUGAAGCUGCCUGCAGUCACCCCUCACACCAGGUGCAGGCUGAAGCUGCUGAAAAUGGAAAGAAUCAAGGACUACUUACUAAUGGAGGAAGAGUUCAUUCGCAACCAGGAGCGACUCAAGCCCCAGGAGGAGAAGAACGAGGAGGAGCGAUCUAAGGUGGAUGAUCUGAGAGGAACCCCCAUGUCAGUGGGCAACCUGGAGGAAAUCAUCGAUGACAAUCAUGCGAUUGUGUCCACAUCGGUGGGCAGUGAGCACUACGUCAGCAUCCUGUCCUUUGUGGACAAGGACCAGCUGGAGCCUGGAUGUUCAGUAUUGCUGAACCAUAAGGUGCACGCUGUGGUGGGAGUGUUAGGCGAUGACACCGACCCUAUGGUGACUGUGAUGAAACUAGAAAAAGCCCCCCAGGAAACCUACGCAGAUAUCGGGGGGUUGGAUACCCAAAUUCAGGAAAUCAAGGAGUCUGUUGAGCUGCCGUUGACCCAUCCAGAGUAUUACGAGGAGAUGGGCAUAAAGCCGCCGAAGGGCGUGAUUCUUUACGGACCACCUGGAACUGGCAAAACCCUACUAGCUAAAGCCGUGGCCAACCAGACGUCAGCGACCUUCUUAAGAGUGGUUGGAUCUGAGUUGAUACAGAAGUAUUUGGGCGAUGGCCCCAAGCUGGUUCGCGAGUUGUUCCGAGUGGCUGAAGAACAUGCACCGUCCAUCGUCUUCAUUGAUGAAAUCGAUGCGGUCGGCACGAAGCGGUACGACUCAAACUCAGGAGGAGAGCGCGAAAUUCAAAGGACCAUGCUGGAGCUUUUGAAUCAGCUGGAUGGUUUCGAUUCGCGAGGCGACGUAAAG
Dendroctonus ponderosae (mountain pine beetle) is the source of this 1140-nucleotide messenger RNA. RefSeq names its product 26S proteasome regulatory subunit 4. Gene Ontology annotation, cellular component: proteasome regulatory particle, base subcomplex. NCBI's taxonomy places the organism in Eukaryota, Metazoa, Arthropoda, Insecta, Coleoptera, Curculionidae. The record is from RefSeq and is a predicted model, not a curated record. Gene Ontology annotation, molecular function: proteasome-activating activity; ATP hydrolysis activity; ATP binding. Gene Ontology annotation, biological process: proteasome-mediated ubiquitin-dependent protein catabolic process.